This is a messenger RNA of Soboliphyme baturini, 258 nucleotides long. The record is from the annotation of a GenBank genome assembly. Lineage: Eukaryota; Metazoa; Nematoda; Enoplea; Dioctophymatida; Soboliphymatidae.
AUGGUUGAAACACACAAGCUGCUCGGUGUUGGCAGCCUACAGUAUGACGAAGUACCGCGGCUUGCCUAUCAUAACAGGGUACUAAGUUAUUUCAAUGCCAGCCCCUUAAGUGCCCAGUCAGAAAGUGACAACGUCGAUGAAGCUUAUAAAGACUUAAAAGAAGCCGUCAUUUCCUCGGCGAAAGACUGCGAACGGGCCAGGAAGAGAAUAGCCAAACUGCCCAAGAACAGGGAGGGGGCACUAGCCCUCAGACAGUAA